UGAAGACCAUGCUGAAGCCAGGGCGCCAUUACGGGAGAUGACAAUUCUAACUCUGGAGGACUGAAACUGACAAGCUGAAAGAAAUACAAUAUGGUGAGCUUUUUUUCUUGAAGAGAAAUUUGAAAACUGAGAAAAUGGCCGAGAAAGAGACAUUUCUCAAAAGUUAUCUGAGCUGCCAUGUGUGUUCAGAGACUUUCAUAGAUCCCGUGUCUCUGAACUGCAAACACAGCUUCUGUUUAAACUGCCUGCAGAAAUUCUGGGAACAAGCAAACAACAGAAACUGUCCCAUUUGUAAAAGAAAAUCCUCUAAAGAAGAUCUUAGAGUGAACUUUGUUCUGAAGGAGCUGGCGGAUUCCUUUGAGGCAAGGCAGAAAGCUGGAGAAACAGGAGAGAAGAAAUUAAUAACGAUGUGCAGAAAACAUGCAGAAGAGCCUAAACUGUUCUGUGUGGACGAGCAAAGAGCUGUUUGUACUGUCUGUGACUUUCCUCACCAACAGAGUCACAAAUUGGUUCCUGUGGAAGAAGCAGUCAGUGUCCUAAAGAAACAUCUAAAAUCUGACUUAAAGUCUCUGCAGGACAAGAGGAACAAAUACAAACAAAUGGUGAAAACAUACAAUGAAGUGAUUCAACACUCCAAGAAGCAGCUGUUGUCCACAGAGAGGCAGAUCAGAGCAGAGUUCAACAAGCUCCAGCAGUUCCUGAAAGAGGAAGAGGAGUCCAGACUGGCAGUUCUGAGGGAGGAAGAGGAGCAGAAGGGGAGGACUAUCAGCAGAGAGAUGAAGAUGAUUGAGGAGCAGAUCUCCUCUCUGUCAGACAGCAUCUCUGCUGUUGAAGAAGAGCUGCAGAAACACAGCGUGCCAUUCCUCAGCAGUUAUAAAGACACUCAGAGCAGAGCCAGAGCCCAGAGCUCAGUGUCAGAUCCACAGCUGGUCUCAGGAGCACUGAUAGAUGUGGCCAAACACCUGGGCAACCUGUCCUUCAGAGUGUGGGAGAAGAUGAAGGAGAAGGUCCACUUCAGUCCUGUCAUUCUGGACCCAAACACUGCACACUGCUGUCUCUAUCUGUCUGAUGAUCUGACCAGCGUGACAUAUGGAAACACAAAGCAGCAGCUUCCUGAUAAUCCAGAGAGAAACACAAAAUAUAGUAAUGUUCUGGGCUCUGAGAGUUAUAGCUCAGGGAAACACAGCUGGGAGGUGGAGGUUGGAGAUCAUCCCAGCUGGAAUUUGGGUUUAUCUAAAGAGACAGCUGACAAGAAGGGAGAGUGUUCUGCUUCACCAAAAAAUGGAAUCUGGUGUUUAGUGCAUCGCGGCGGAAAAUAUAAUAAUGGUGCUGGUCAGAUUGUCAAUGUGACAAAACAUUUCCAGAGGAUCAGAGUCCAGUUGGAUUAUGACACGGGGCAGGUGUCCUUCUAUGACCCUGAAGACAUGACUCACAUCUACACUCACAGAGACACUUUCACUGAGAAACUUUGCCCAUAUUUCUGUAUCUUUAAUGCUGGUAAUGCUAAGACAGUUAAUAUCAAAAUCUGUGAAACUAAUAUUUAAUUGUAAAGGUUAAAUGCUGUGAGCGAUUCAUUUAGCAUUUUUUUGUAGUUAUUAUUGUGUAAGGUUUUAGCUUGUUGAUACUUACUGUUGAUAAAUACUGCUUAAAAUUCACCUUUUCAUGCUUUUCAAAUGAAAGUUAAUGAAAAUAGAAGAAAGACACCAAAGGCUCAAAUAUGUGACAAUAUAUUGCCAGUUAAACAUCUUUGUUUAACCUCCCAUGUAUUUACUGAACUGGAAUAUUUCUUUUACCAUAUUUCUUCAAUUGCAGCUGCUGUUUGUUUACAUAUGGCUAAAUAGGCUUAAGGUGAUAAACCUUUAAACACUGACAGAAAAGACUAAUAAAGGGACAAACUAUAUAAUUCAGAUGGCAGGUUAUCCUGUUUUCUUUGUGCAGUCAAAUAAUAUUUUAUCACUUUAAUAUUUACUUUGCACAAUUCCAGUCUCAAAUAGAAUAUCUCUUUGAAGGGCAAAAUGUCUUAUGCCGUUGGACAAAAAAAGUUUAAACAUCCAGUAAGUUUCAGACUUUUGAAUCACCUUUGCAGGAUCUUGUUUUCAGUCAGAAGAUGUACAUGCACUCAUUCCUUGUCAAGGCAGAUAGCGUAGGCAUUGUAUUUUUGGUUUCAACCUAGAUGUUACUUUUUCUUCAUUUUCAUGUUUUGUUAUUUUGGCCUUGGAGACCCCUGAUGUUAAAUUGCUUCCUUUCCCCUUCCUAUGUAG
Messenger RNA from Oreochromis niloticus (Nile tilapia), 2261 nucleotides. RefSeq names its product nuclear factor 7, ovary-like. The record is from RefSeq and is a predicted model, not a curated record. Gene Ontology annotation, molecular function: zinc ion binding; protein binding. Lineage: Eukaryota; Metazoa; Chordata; Actinopteri; Cichliformes; Cichlidae. The transcript has a single exon. The coding region runs from base 135 to 1544 and encodes 469 amino acids.